This is a messenger RNA of Nematolebias whitei (Rio pearlfish), 1235 nucleotides long. RefSeq names its product dephospho-CoA kinase domain containing (gene dcakd). Gene Ontology annotation, biological process: coenzyme A biosynthetic process. Gene Ontology annotation, molecular function: ATP binding; dephospho-CoA kinase activity. The record is from RefSeq and is a predicted model, not a curated record. Bases 137 to 826 code for a protein of 229 amino acids. The transcript is spliced from 5 exons. NCBI's taxonomy places the organism in Eukaryota, Metazoa, Chordata, Actinopteri, Cyprinodontiformes, Rivulidae.
CCGGUCGUUCGUGGCCAUUUCUACGUGAGCACCACUUGUGCUAACGUUAGCCUGUUAGCCUUCCUGGUUCAGUGCUGCCACUGAGACACUGCCGCAACUGAGAUUGAGCUGUUUGGAAAGUCUUUGACGUCCAAAGAUGUACCUGGUGGGGCUUACAGGAGGCAUUUCCUCAGGAAAAAGCACUGUGUCUUCAAUGCUGCGGGAGCUCGGCUGCCCCAUUAUUGACGCUGAUGUCGUGGCCAGAAAAGUCGUGGAGCCGUACACUCCUGCCUAUUCUCGCAUCGUCUACCAAUUCGGGCCAGAGGUUCUGCUGGAGAACGGGGAGAUCGACAGGCAGAAGCUGGGCCAAAUCAUUUUUGCCAACGAGGAGAAGAGGAGGCUGCUGAACUCCAUCACCCACCCAGAGAUUCACAAAGCAAUGCUCAAAGAGAUCCUCUUGUACUUCCUCAAAGGGUACCGCUAUGUGGUCUUGGAUGUGCCCCUCCUCUUUGAAACUAGACGGCUCACCAAGUUUCUGACCCACACUGUGGUGGUUUACUGCGACCCUGCAACUCAGCUGCAGCGCCUGAUGCAGAGGGACGGCCUGACCCAGGAGCAGGCCGAGCAGCGCAUGGCCGCUCAGAUGCCGCUCAACGAAAAGCGCGGGCUGGCCAAUCACGUCAUCGAGAACUCGGGCAGCCGGGAGGACACCCACCGGCAGGUCCUGAGGCUGCACACAAAGCUGGAGGACUCCAUGGACUUCCUUUUAGUGAGGGUCAUCGCCAUCGCUGCCACUGCUGGUCUGGGCGGGUUACUGCUCUACGCAGCCAAGGUCCUCUUGUCCUAACAGCCGUCGGAACAAGGGUUCAGUGUAAUGUGCUAAAAUGGGAAACUGAGUAGAGUCUGGCACAAGGCAGGUCGAAGGUACUGAUGCAAUUUACUGUGAAAUUACCUUCACAGCACCUAGCACUACAGCGCGGCAGCGUGGCGCUUUAUGUUGACGGUUAACUCACUGACAAAUGCAGUUUAGUGUGAAGGGUUUUAUGUGCAAUUUUCUCCCCUUUUCCCUCAAAGACGAAACGAUGAAGGCAAACGUUGCUGAACAAGCUUAGUUCUAAAAGUAAUUCUUUAAAAAAAAAGACCGUGAAAUGUGACUUAAUCUUUAUUUAAUACAACUCAAGCAACGAUAACAGUCAAGACUUAUCACUGAAAGUUUCACAUUACACUUCUUCAAACAUGUUUAAUCACCUACACAG